This is a messenger RNA of Seriola aureovittata, 2891 nucleotides long. It is a transcript of the gene klhdc8a, whose product is annotated as kelch domain containing 8A. The transcript has 9 exons. NCBI's taxonomy places the organism in Eukaryota, Metazoa, Chordata, Actinopteri, Carangiformes, Carangidae. The coding region runs from base 687 to 1751 and encodes 354 amino acids. The record is from RefSeq and is a predicted model, not a curated record. Gene Ontology annotation, molecular function: protein binding.
CUCUCCGGAUCGUACCAUCGCAGGGAUGAAUUUUAACUUGUGCGAUGAAAGCCGGAGAUGAAUACUUCAUCUCUGACCCACAUAAUGGCGAUAUAUCAGGGCUUGGUAAAGCAGCGGUGCCCUGUCGUGUUACCAGCCCGCUGCUCCGCUGAGCGCUCCCGGUGAGGCGGGAGCUUUUCUAGCAGCGCGCCUUGCCUCCCCAUCUUCCUCCGCCUGGAUCCGAUUCACCUCCUCUCUCCAUCUCUCUCUUUUCCAGAAAGAGGAGGAGAGGAAGAAGGAGAAGGAUAACGGCGCACACCGAGAGAAAGAGAGAGAGAGAAAGAGAGAGAGAGAGCGGCGACGGGAAACGGGAAAAGUAACUAAAUCGCAGAGGAGGGUCUCUUGUCCAGGACUCCAGUCUAAAGGGCCCGGCUUGAGGCAGAAAACCAUCCCAUGGGAGGAAGAGUUCAGCUUGGUCUUUAACUGAUCCGACACUCACACCGCUCGCUUCCGCUUUACCUUUCCAAUGAAGAACUUCCUCUCCACCCUGGGGCCCUGACUCCACAUUCUUCCAGCUCUUUUACAUCUCCAUCAUCUCAGCUUCCCUUGAUCAAUCUACCUGCAAAACUUGCCAGACUCUCGACUUCCUCCUCCUCCUCCCUCUUCCCUCCCCUCCCCGGUGAGUCUCUCCCUGGGGUGCUGAAGCCAUGGCGGUGCCUUCAGCCCAUGAGUUUCACUGGCAGAACCUGGCACGACUGCCCAGUGGCCGCGUCUACCACACUCUGUCUGAGGUGGGGGGGCAGAUGUACAUGCUGGGGGGCUGCGACACCGCGGGGAGGCCCUGCCCCGGCAUGGAGCUCUAUUCUCCUGAGGGGGACCGAUGGAUAAGUUUGCCCCCGAUGCCCACCCCUCGUGCUGGGGCAGCUGUGGCCGUUCUUGGGAAGCAGAUCCUGGUGGUGGGAGGAGUGGGAGAGGACCAGAGCCCCCUGAAGGUGGUGGAGAUGUACAACACAGAUGAAGGGAGGUGGAGGAAGAGGACCUCUCUGCGGGAGGCCCUGAUGGGUGUAUCCAUCACUGUGAAAGAUGGACGGGCUCUGGCUGUGGGUGGAAUGGGUGCUGACCUGCUCCCUCGUAGCAUCCUGCAGCAGUAUGACCUUCGAAAGGAUGUGUGGGCACAACUUCCUUCCAUGCUGACCCCACGCUACGAUGCCAACAUUAAUCUGCUUGGGAACAAGCUCUACGUGGCAGGUGGACGGCAGUGUAAGAGACCGGUGAAGGCCUUCGAAGUGUACGAUGCAGAGGCGCGUUCUUGGACUACACUACCCAUGAUGCCCUGUAAACGUUCAUAUGGUGGCGUGGUGUGGGACACGGCUGGGAGGCUGUGUCUGCUCGGAGGACUGCGUCAGGGAGGAGGACACCAGAGCUCCAAGUUCACCAAGAACGUCAACAUUUUCGACACUAACCAAGGUGCCUGGUUGAAGUCGGAGGAGACAGUGGCACUGAAAACAAAGAGAGCUGACUUUGCUGCUGGUUUCCUGCGAGGCCGGAUGGUGGUAGCAGGAGGACUUGGUCAUGAGCCCUCAGCACUGGACACAGUGGAGGCCUUUCAUCCUCAGAGGAAGAAGUGGGAGAGGUUGGCGACCAUGACCUUCCCCCGAUGCUCCGCCUCCUCCAUUGUCAUCAGAGACCGCCUCCUGGUGGUGGGAGGAGUCAACCAGGUUCCCAGCUCAGCCCAUGAGAUUCUCUAUGUGAAAGAAGAAGAGUAUCUGUAGCCUGCGGCGACGGACACCAGAUGAACACAGCAGAUCAGAGUCCACUUCCUCUUCUCUGAACAACCCUCCUAAAUGAGACUGUAGUGCAAUAUGUAGGAAGCAGUGAGAGCACUGAGAGAGAUGGAGCCCGAGUCCCUGACUUUGUCAUGCCAUGUAACAGAUAACGCUGCCCCCUGCUGGGCUGUACUGACACUGAGACCCACACGGAGGCACACACAUGCACAACGGAGGAGCUGGCUCUUUCUUUAUACCAACUUAUGUCUCUUGAUACUUUUAGUAUGUGACACUUCUGCGUUGUACGUCGUAGUGCAUACUUGGAGAAGAGGAUAUUUUGUAGCUUUCAUGUUUAGUUAAUGUAGACAGAAAAUGUAUGGAAGACCUAUUUUAUGGCAUAUUUGCAUUUCAUGUUUUGUGUCUUUGGUUGUGUGUUUAUUUGUAUGCAGCUUGCUAACAACUGAGCAUAAGUAGAUAGUUUGAUUUCCAAAUAAGAUUUUCAUUUAGUUUGAUAACAUGACAUGCAAUAUAACAUAGCAAAAAAGUCAUUAAAAACUGCAUUUACACUCAAGCAGUUAACACUGAGUGCAAGUUGAUAUUACCAUCAAUAAUUUCUAGUGUAAUGUAUUGUAGUAAUUACACUAAGAAUGCUGUGCUGUCACUCUUCUGUGCUGUAACAGUGCACAUUUGUGAUUGUUGUCAUAGAUCUGUUUUAAUACAUUGCAUAUAUGAAUAGAAAAGAUGCAUUAAAUGACAAUAUGUUUGGGUAAGUGAUCACCAAAGUGCUGGUGAAGGCAAAAAAGAGGAUUCUGAUUGAUUCUGAUUGUACACAUUUUAUUCCUGAAGCAAUACAAAGUUCUCUUUUUUUCAGUGUUUCAUUAGUGCAGCAUGUGCUGUGUAGUAAUAAUCAUCACUCAAUAACGUUUCACUCAGGUUGUGAUGUUACAGAUUUGUUUUUGUGACUUCCUGUUUGCUGUCAUUAUAGCCAACGUCAGACUCUUGUCUCUUUGGCUCAGAGGAAUAAGCUGUGUAAUAUUUUCCUUGUGUUAAUCUCUGUUCUGCCCUUCACCCUGUCAUAACAUGUAAUAUUGAGGACAUGAGUCGUCAUAUUCAGUGGAAUAAAUGGGAUCUGUGGUUUGUAUUGCA